This is a messenger RNA of Paracoccidioides brasiliensis Pb18, 2562 nucleotides long. RefSeq lists its product as uncharacterized. The record is from RefSeq and is a predicted model, not a curated record. Gene Ontology annotation, molecular function: DNA-binding transcription factor activity, RNA polymerase II-specific; zinc ion binding; DNA binding. Bases 1 to 2562 code for a protein of 853 amino acids. The transcript has 3 exons. Gene Ontology annotation, biological process: regulation of DNA-templated transcription; DNA-templated transcription.
AUGGAGACAAUAGCUACAGCGCCGAAUGCACAUCUGCAAAGGAAAAGAAAGGCUGAUGACAAUGGUCUUCUUAAUGCUAAAAAGCCAGCCCAAAAGAGAGCUUCAGCAGCAUGCCGCAGUUGUCGUGCUCGGAAAGUUCGGUGCGAUGUGCUCAUAAAAAACAUCCCUUGCACGAAUUGCCGCUUGGAUGGAGGAGAAUGUGCCAUUGCAGAGAGCAAGCGGACAAAAUUCGCUCGCACGGCGGAUGGCACAACGCUCCUGACUGGCCAGCCGCAGAGAGAUGCAGAUGGCAAGGGUUGGAAUGCAGGGAAUACGACGCCAAGCGAGGAACUCAUCAAAAUACCGGAGUGUGGGAGUGUUGAUCAAAGUCACGGGUUUGAUACCAAUGUGUGUGAAUUUCAACAGCAAUCCAUACCCGAUCCAAUCCUUGCCCAUGACAUGGUAUUGUCAAACAUGUUCUCCAUCAUGCACCAGCUCUUUGGCCCUAUCCCCGAUCCUGUCAAUAAACAGACGGAAAUUGAGCUUCCCCGUUACAUCAAACAUUAUCCUACGCAACUUCAGCCGGACGAUUUGAAUUACCUUCAAACAAAAGGAGCAUUUAGUAUACCUCAUUUCGCGCUACGAAACGAGUUACUUAAAAACUUUGUCAAUUAUGUCCACGUCUACAUGCCCUUUCUUGACCUCGAAGACUUUCUUCAAACCAUCUAUGAGAACAAUGGAAGAAAGCAGAUAAGUUUGCUGCUUUUCCAGGCAGUGAUGUUUGCCGGGACAGCUUUCGUUGACAUGAAACACCUGCGCAUGUCAGGAUAUCAAUCUAGGAGAGAAGCGCGGAAGGCUUUCUUUCAGAGAGUAAGGGCUCUCUAUGACCUCGACUAUGAAGAUGACCAAAUCGUUGUCAUUCAGGUUUUAUUGCUUAUGAGUUAUUGGUUUGAAACCCCACAUGACCAAAAAGAUAGCUGGCACUGGACAGGUAUCAGCCUAGCCUUAUCCAGGCUCAACGGGUUACAUCUUGAUAUAACUACGUCAGGAAUGGACACCAAGACAAGGAGUGCUUGGAGACGUAUCUGGUGGACCUUAUACAGUCGAGACAAGACUAUUGCGCUUGGGAUGAGGCGUCCUACCAGAAUCAGAGAGGAUGAGUAUGACGUGGAGAUGGUCAGCACCGAUGAUUUUGAAUUUCAAUCAUUUCCGGCCCACCUCCAGCAGAUGAUUGGCGGCAGCGAAAUCCUAAGUAGCCCAGAUUAUCAAAGAGAGCUAGUGCUUAUGUUCAUCGAAAAGAUAAAGCUAUGUUGCCAUCUGCAGCAGGUACUCUCCGUACAGUAUCGCAUCCUCCGUCACAAGACAGGAGGCGGGAAAAUGGUACUCGUUCCGAAGAGAGAGUCAGUGGAUAUCUCCCAAAUAAAACACCAUGAUGAGGUUCUGGACGAAUGGUUUGCCGAUAUACCUGAAGAAACAAGAUACUCCCCACGAUUUGGUUGCGAAUUAUCUGAAGGAGAGGAAGUACUCCACCUUCACCGUGGGAUGCUCAAAUUACUCUAUCUAGCUAUACGCAGUACAUUGCAUCUCCCACAGAUCAUACGAGGCCUCCCCAAUACACUGCUGUCUUGCGAGUUACAGCAAGGGUCUCUCGAAAAAGUCCGACAAACCGCAGCAGAAAUUACUUCCAUAGCUCAAGAUCUUCACCAUCUAAAUCUAACCCGAUACCUUCCAUCAAAUGGUACCACACCACUUCUUUCCGCCGUCGCAACCCACGUCAUGGACUUGGCAUCACCGAGCCCUGGGAUAAAAGUAAACAGUUUGAACAGACUACAGCAAUGUCUGCAGACCCUCCUGCGUCUCCGGGAAAUCUAUCCGGCGGCGGACGCUCUCACCAACUCGUUGGAAAGGAUCAUGGGGGUCAUGGGCAUGCAACAGUUGUACACUUGCAAGCCAUGGACACAAGGCGAAGUUUUGUCGUCAGAUUAUUAUUACCGUUCCAGCGUUGACAGGGACUGUUACGGCCCCAUGUCCUCGCCAAAGCCGUGUCCGCCUAGUAUAAUGAUUUUGGAUUCUAUUGCGAAGCACCCACUAGUGAGAGAGGGGAGCAGCGUUUCAGAGUCAGAGAGUGGGAAUGAAAACGAAAGUGUGAAUAGGUGUUUGAAUGAGGAUGAGGAUGAAACAGUAAACGCGAAUGCUGAUGGGGAUGUCACAUCCCCUCCCGGUCACAGCAAUUCGGAAAAUUUUAGUGAGUUCUCCACGGAGCGAACGACCCCAUUGCAGAAUUCGACGGAAUUCGAACUGGAGCCUGAAUCCAAGGCCAUAUUGGACAAUUUGGACAUUGCAAACCUCGGGGAAUUGGAAAGAGAAUCAUUUGAGACCAUGCUGGAAGAAUUUGCAGGGCAUUAUGGCAUUUUCGAGACAGGCUGUAUGCUGGAAGGGAAUGGGGUUGUUGAUGCCACAUCUUGGGAUACUAGUGACGGGGGUAUGGGCGAUCAGAGCAAGGGGGAUAUUGAGAAAGAUGAAAUGAAUGAUCAUAUUCCUGCGGAUGAGAAGAUGAAUGAGAAAUUCAGUGCUGCGCUGUAA